AUGAAUAAUUUUAUAAUUAUAAUAUCAAUUUUUUUAUUAUUUUUUUCAAAUCAAAUUUAUUCUAAUCAAAUUAAAUUAAAUGAUUAUGAUUAUGAUAAUGAUUUUAAUGAUAAAAAUAGUGAAAACAUUGUUCGGUAUGGCUACACUUGCAAUCAGGAAAUAGUAUCAAAAGAUUGGGGAUUUCAAAAUUUAUAUGAAACAUUUAAAAGUGAAUUAAAUCAAACUUUUCAAUAUAAUAUGACAUUUAUUCAAAGUGAAGAUUGGUUAUUAGUCUAUUCAAAAGAUUUAUCAAUUUCAUUUGUUACAAGUUUAAGAGAAUCAUUUUUCUCAACAGAUGUCGUAGGUUAUUAUGCAAUAAGGAUAGAGGAUAGUGGUGUAUAUUCUGAAGGUGAUGAGCCCAUGUUUACCUUUAAUCAGACAUUGUAUACCUAUUACAAUACAUCCUAUUAUUUAACAUUUACUGUAUCAACUACCAUGGCAAAUUUUGCUAUGGAAAUUAAUUUCAAUGGAUAUAUUUAUAAAGAAAUUUCAGCUUCACAAAAUACAUUUGAUAGGACAACCUAUCAAUAUUAUAUUGAUGCAUCAUCGUUUACGCAUCCAACUACAAGUUUUGCAUUACUAAUAACCUAUGCAUUUCAAGAAGAGAUUCCAGUGAUAUAUGUGGAGAAUAUUAAUUUCAUAAAACAACCAGGUGAUCAAUUGACUGAAGUGUACGUUUCAAAUCAAGGUAGUGAUAUAAUGGGUAUUGGUACGGCUGAUAGACCAUUUUCAUCGAUUCAACAAGCCAUUGCAUUUGCUAAUAUAUAUAAUAGUUCAAAAAUUAUUUUAGAACCUGGAUUUUAUUGUGGUAUGGGUAAUAGUUAUAUAGAUCCCUCUAGUGCUCAAAACCUUCAAAUAAUUUCUCAAGAUAGUAAUAAUAAAGCAGUGAUUUCAGGUGAAGGUCAAUUAAUUCAAGUUGAAUUCACAUCUGUUAGCGAAUAUGGUUUCUCUAAUAAUAUAACCUUUGAAAAUUUAAUUUUUGAAAAUUCUAGUACUCGUAUUGGUGGCCAAUCUAUUAAUAUCGAAGGUAAUUGUUCACUUAGAUUUAUUGGUUGUGAAUUUCAAGAUCAUUAUGGUGAAUCGGUAAUAUCAAUUAAUUAUCUUCGAUAUGCAAUCUUUUAUCAAACCACUUUUUAUAGACAUAAACAAUAUGCAAUUCAAUCGAUUGGUGUUUUUGAUGAAUAUAGCUUACUCAUUGAAAAUUGUAUAUUCAAUUCUAUAAAUAGUUUAAACCUUUUAAAUAUUGAAGCGGUUUAUAUAAAUAAUGCAAUAUUCAACUAUGAUCUCAAUGAAAAUACAAAUACUGGACAAUGUCCAAUCCUAUUGGAUAUGAUAGGACGUUUAGAAAUUCAAAAUUCAACCAUUAGUACAGCGGUUUGUGUUUACAGAACUUUACUUAAUGCUGCCUAUUUAUCAUUUUAUGGUCAACCAAGUGAUAUAUUCACUCAAUCAGCUUUCUUGGCAUUAAAUUCAGAUAUGACAUUAACAGAUUCUUAUUUUACACACAAUGGAAAUCUAUCUAGUAGUUUAUCAGCUUUUGAAGGUUUUUUAAAACUAAGGGAUACUAUUUUUAAUAAUACCCUUUCAAAAUCUUCCAUUCAAGUUGAAGGUGUUGAGAUUGAAUUUAAAAACCUAACAUUUAAUGAAGAAACAAAUGCUUUAAUUUGUUCAGGUUCACAAGGUAGUUUACAUUAUAUAGAAUUGAUAGAUACUGGUUCUUUAAUGACCCUUACAAAAUCAUCAAUCUCCAUAUUGGGUUCAAAUUUCUAUGGAAAUUUCAAUCCUAAUAAUAUUGUAAAAUCAACACUAAGCACUAUCAAUUGUUUUUUCAUGGAUGGUACAUUUACAUAUUUUUCAAUUAUCACUUCAACCUACAAAGAUUUUAAUAGUACUUUUGAAAGAAAUACUUUUGGAUUAUUUUCAACUGAUGGUCCAACAAAUAUAACAUUAACUUCAAGUUUCUUUUCAAAUAAUCAAUAUAAAUCAUUAAUAAAAUUAAAUGAACUUGCAACUGCAGUAAUUACCAAUUGUACAUUUAGUGAAAAUUAUAGUUCAGAUGUUGGUGGAAUUAUUCAAAUGCAAGGAUCAAGUAAUGCCAUUGUUUCAUCGAGUUUAUUCUAUAACAAUUCUGGUACUUUUGGUGGUGUAGCUUAUAUUGGUUCUUCUUCUUCGUUAAGUUUUUAUAAUGUAAUAGCGUUUGAUAAUCAAGCUUAUAAAAAUGGUGGUGUAGUUUGUUUAGAUAGUUCAUCAGGAUCACUUUUAAUUAGUGGUGGUAAUUUCUCAAAAAAUGUUGCUCAAUUAGGUUCAUUUAUCUAUUACUAUGGUAAUUCAAUGAAUAUUCAUAAUGCAACCUAUGGAACUGAUCAAACGAUUGUAUUGGGUCAAGUAUUUAUGGAUGUUGAUACUGAUAUAGAGUCAGUGGUUGAAAGUGGUGGUUUCUAUCAAAUCAAUAUCACAUUUGUCAAUAAUAAAAAACAUCCAGUUAGUGAUUAUAGAUUCGAUAAAACUAAAAAACUUUUUCUAUCACUUGGUAGUGUUGUAAUGUUUUCAAUUGAUUUCCCAAAAGAUGCUUAUUUAAUUAUACCACCAUUCCAAUUGAUUGGUAUAAUUGGUAGUAAACAAACUCUUUAUAUUACUUCAGAUGCUUCCACUGUAACAAGUUUUAAAAUUCAAUUUAGUUUUGAACCUUGUGAUAUAGGCUAUUAUCCAAAUGAACAAAAUACACUAUGUAUACCAUGUCCAUACAGUACGGUUGGUACCGAUGGUUUAGAAUGUCAAGCUUGUCCACAAAAUGCUGAAUGCUUUGGUGCAACAAAUAUAGUUGGUUUGGAUGGAUAUUGGAUCGAUUAUAAUAACUCUUUGACUCAAGUUUAUCAAUGUCCAUCGGGAGUUUGCUUUUUAAAUUCAACCGAUUAUAAUACAACUUGUGCAGAUUUUAGUACUGGUGUUUUAUGUGCAAGUUGUAUUGAUGGUUAUUAUAAUUGUGGUUCAGGUUGUAAAGAAGAAACUUCAAUAAAUAAAUUAGUAUUGGCAACUAAAAUCAUAAUGUUUAUAGUACUGGUAGUUACACAACAAUUAUCUAAUGAUGACUCGGGUUUAGUUACGAUUGCACUUUACUUUUUACAAACAUUGGUAGUAAUUUCAUCAGGAAUUAAAUUUAGUAUACUAAAUUUAUUCAGUGGUGCAACAUCAUCACAUGCUGGUAAAUCCGAUGGUAUUUUAUCAUUUUUAAAUGAUUGUAUCGGACCAUAUGGUUUCUAUUGGAAUCAUUAUUUUGUAAUUCUUCAACCAGCUUUCCUAUUAUUAAUUUUGGCUUUAAUUAUUCUAUUGGAAUUUUCAUUAAGAAAAACUAAAAUUAUUUUUAAAAUACCACUUGUAAAGGAUAUAAUUGAAACUUCAGAUAAAGAAUUUAGAAAUCGUCAAUUCUCUGCAUUUGUAAAAGUUUGUAUGAAUUCCUAUGGUCCCUUUGCCACUGAAGUUUUAUUAAUUCUCUUUUGUAAUCAAGUUGGUUCCUAUUAUCUUUUAAAUGCAAAUCCAGAGGUUCAAUGUAGUGGUGAUCAAUUUUAUAAAGCAAAAACUGUAACAUGUGCUUUAAUAGUAACUCUUGCUAUUUUUCCAAUUAUUAUCUUUGUUUUACUCUAUCGUCAUAGACAUCGUUUAAAUGAUAAAGAUAUCGAAAGAAAGUUGGGUGUUUUCUACUUAAAGUAUACACCAAAACUUUAUUUUUGGGAUGUAACCUUACUUUUGAAAAGACUUUCCAUAGUUGCCGUCUCUUUGUUACCAUUUGAUUCAAAAUUCCGUUCAAUCUCUUUAGUUACACUUGGUUUAUUAUAUUUAUUCAUUCAUUUGAAAUUUCAACCAUUCAGAUCAGAUCAAGAUAAUAAUUUGGAAACGGUUUCUUUGGUACUUUUAUUCAUUUCUUGUAUUUACCUUGAUAAUGGUUUAUACGAAGAUACCGAACAAUACAUUCUAAUCAUAUGUAUUAUUGUAUUCUUAAUUGCUGCAAUUAAAUUCCAAUCAAAAUAUUUAGUAAAUGAAUUCAAUAAGAGUGUUUAUCCAAUUUUAAAAACUAUUUGGAAUAAAGUUUUCUCUUCCAAUUCAAACAAUGAUCCCGAUGAUGAUAAUAAUGAAUAUAAAGUUGUUUAUAAUACCUAUGGUGAUGAAGAAGAAAUUAAUAAAGAUCAACAAUUUAGUUAUGAUUCAAUGCGUAAUAUUAUUAAAGAAGUUGAUAAAAAAGGUACAUUUUAUAAUUUUGAAAGAAAAAAUGAAUCUCAAGUUUCUUCAAUUUCUUCAGUUUCUUAUUCUUAUGAUGAUGAUGAUGAUUUAAUUGAUGUUUUUGGUAAUUCAAUUUCAAAAAGAAGAAAUUAA
Messenger RNA from Dictyostelium discoideum AX4, 4407 nucleotides. RefSeq lists its product as hypothetical. The transcript is spliced from 2 exons. The record is from RefSeq and is a predicted model, not a curated record. Bases 1 to 4407 code for a protein of 1468 amino acids. Lineage: Eukaryota; Evosea; Eumycetozoa; Dictyosteliales; Dictyosteliaceae.